CCCGUUCGGACGUGUUGGCGCUUGCCCGUCGAAAAUCGAAAUCGAAACACAGCUGGCCAGAGCGACGCGGUGCUGCUGCUCUCUGUGUGCGUGUGACUUGUGCGUGUGUGUGUGCUGGCGUUUACAGCGAUUGUGUUAAAUAAAUUGAAUUAAAGGCCCCCGAAAAUAAAUGCAAAACUGGCCACGCUUUAAAUUGAGUUUGUGCCCCACUAUUAAUGUAUGCCAAGUGAUAAGGGGGAGAGACGCCACGGAAAUCUACGAAAAAUUCCAAUAGGAAGAGCCAACAAAAAGUUCUGCACAACACAGUGAGAGAGUGGGGCGGGCGAAAAGAGAGAGACGAGAUAGCAAAACAGAACACAAAGCCGUUAUAAUAUCAGCAGUUUCGGCACUAUUUGUUGCUAUUUGUUUAUUGUUUAUUAACGCGUGUGAUUUUGUUGUUUUGAUCGGCCGUCGUACAAGUUGUUGUUGUGAUAACAACCGGUGUUUUUCGGUGCAACUCCCCCUCCCCCCGCCAAGCAUCCUGUUUGUGUAAAGCGGGAAGAAAAUAUCUCUUGGAACACACAAAAAAUGCAGCAGGAAGUGUGAUGUCACCGCAUUGGCCCCACGCUCCAGCAACAACAACAUUAAGAUCUACAAUUAUCAGCAACAAAAGCAAAUAUCGCCCCACAGCAACAGAAACAGCAACAGCAACAAGAUGAAGAUGCAGUUGCACUUUGUGCGUUUGUUGUUGCCACCGCUGCUGCUCCUGCUGCUGCUCAACACAUGUUUGCAAAACAUUCAGACGGCGGAAGCGUCAAAAGCACACACCGUUACUGCUAAGCAUUCUCCUGCCCUCGACGAGUUCUCAACUCACACUGUGAUACGUCCCCAGGUGCAACAUGGACGCACCAAGCGCAGCCUGCCAACCACUCUGGACGCCACCGACGGCCUUCACACGCCGCACAUCAGCCUGAGCUACACCCAUGAGGGCAGGCGAGUGACCAUCGACCUGCAGCGAAAUGAUCGCCUGCUGCCGGAGCACCACUUCCUGCGCUAUCAGAACUCGAGCAGAGCGGCUACUGGGGGUAAAGGCGGCGACGUUGUCCGCAACUUUACCAAGACUGAGGUUGAUUUAUGCCACUAUCAGGGACACAUUCGUGGCCAACCGGACUCUGUGGUGGCCCUCUCCACCUGCGAUGGUGCCUUGGAUGGCAUCGUCUUCGAUGGACAGCACACCUACUUUAUCCAUCCCCAUGUGGACAGCACGGGGCGACUGCAGGAUGACCACUAUCUGUUCAGACAGGCGGACAUGGUCCCAACGAAUGCCACCUGUGGCUACGAAAGCCAUAAUCAUGACCAGAAUGAAGAAGCGGCGGUAACCAAUGGAAUUGGGGAGAGUCCUUUACUGCCACACCGCCUGGAUGGCGGUGAAUUCCAACGCAACCUGCUCCGGAAGCGGCGCCAGGCAGACGACAGCAGUCAACUGAUCCGGGGUCCGUACAAUGCCAACAAAUACUCCAGCUAUGUGGAGUUGGUCAUCGUGGUGGACAACAAGGUGUACAAGCACUUCCAGGAGAGCGCCAAGAAGGUGCACCAGCACUGCAAGAAUCUGGCUAAUAUUAUAAAUUCGCUCUACGUUCCCCUUAACAUCUUUGUGGCUCUGGUGGGGGUGGUUAUAUGGAACGAAUCGAACGAGAUAGAGUUCUCCAGCGAUGGCGAUGUAACCCUGCGCAACUUCCUCAACUACCGAAGCACCAAACUGGUGGUGGAUCAUCCCAACGACAAUGCCCAGCUGCUGACCAAAGAAACCUUUGCCGGCGGCGUCGUAGGCAAGGCUCUAAAGGGUCCCAUUUGCACAUACGAGUACUCCGGCGGCGUGAGCAUGCAACACAGUCCCAACACUGCCAUGGUGGCCACUACGAUGGCUCACGAGAUGGGUCAUAACUUUGGCAUGGAGCACGAUUCCCCCGACUGCAACUGUCCAGACGAAAAGUGUGUGAUGGCUGCCUCGAGUACCUCGGUGGUGCCUGUAAGCUGGAGCAGCUGCAGCAUUGACCAGCUCACGAUAGCCUUCUCGCGCGGCAUGAACUACUGUUUGAGGAACAAGCCGGAGAGGCUCUUCGAGUCCCCCACCUGCGGCAAUGGCUUCGUGGAGCCCGGGGAGCAGUGCGACUGCGGGUUGCCCAAACACUGCACGAAUGCCUGCUGCAAUGCCGAGACCUGCAUGCUGCACUCCAAUGCCUCCUGUGCCACUGGAGAGUGCUGUGAUUUGGCCACCUGCCGUCCCAAAAUGGCGGGCAGUGCCUGCCGAGAGGCGGAGAACGAAUGCGAUUUGCCGGAAUACUGCACCGGAGAGUCUGAGUACUGUCCAUCGGAUGUGUUCCGCCGCGACACGGAGCCCUGCGAUGGGGGUCAGGCCUACUGUUAUCAUGGCAAUUGCCGCUCCCACUCGAAUCAGUGCCGAACUCUGUGGGGACCCACUGGGGACAACUCGGAGCAUUGCUAUGACAAGAACACCCUUGGCUCAAGGCUGGGCAACUGUGGCUAUAAUCGAUUGAACAAGACCUAUGUGAGCUGCCCUGCGGAGCAUGUCAACUGUGGCAUGCUGCACUGCAUCCACUUGAACGAACGCCUGGAAUUUGGUAUGGAAUCGGCGGCUGUGCUCUCCCAUUCCUACAUCAGUCACGACCGCAAGAUUGUGGCCUGUCGCACGGCCCUGGUGGACCUGGGACUGCAGACCACCGAUCCUGGCCUGGCGCCGAAUGGAGCCAAGUGCGGCGACGACAAGAUGUGCGUGGACCAGCGCUGCCUGCCAGUGGCUACGGUGCGCCAGAAGGGCAUGGGUACGCCCUGUCCAGAGGAUUGCAAUGGGAAUGGCAUAUGCAACAGUCGCGGGCAUUGCCACUGCGAUGUAGGAUUCGGCGGCGAGUCGUGCUCCAGAGCGGGAUCUGGAGGCUCCCCAGACAGUGGACCAGCCACGGAUCCAAAUGGCUCCGUUGGUCUCAAGCGAUUCUUGUACGUGCUCUUCUUCUUCGUCCUGCCCGUGGUGUUAAUCUGUUGGUUCCUCUUCAACUGCUACAAGAAGGGCUUGUUUGAACGCGGAAAACUGGCGGAUAAUAUCUCGAAACCCUCGGGAGGCAGCAAAGUCAUCACCACGCGUACCAAUCAAAAUGGCAGUGGUCCACCUCCCGGAAAUGGAGGACUACUCAAGUCCACGCCCAGCAGCACCGAUGACAUGGAUGCCGCCCUGCUGAAACAGCCCACUAGUGAUGCAGUGGGUCCUGCGGGACUGUUUGGAAAAUUCGAGGGCUUCACCCUGCGUCCGCUGAAUGAUGCCACCUCACCGGGCAGCAAUUACAGCGGUCCGAAUGUGGCCUUUGUGCAGCCCACAGUGCAGCAGGAUACAGGACCACAACGAAUGGCACCACCACCUCCAGCAGGAGCAGUCAAGUCAGGUGCAGUGCCAGUUCAUGCGCCCAAGCCAGAGGCCACCUGGGUCAGGCCGGCGCCAGCCCUGCCACCCCCAAAUCCUGGCUCCACGGCGCGACCCAUUAUCUCGCCACCCACCUUGGAUUCGAGCACAUUAACCAUGGUGCCGCUCAAGGGCAGUGCAGACGAGGAUCUUUCGCCUACGCGAUCCGCGCCAGCUCCGCCAGUACCCCUGCAUAUGGAUCCCAAGCUGAAUGUCAAGAGGGACGGCACCAUCCGACGCUUUGCCUCGUUCCUCAAGAAGGAGGAGAAGCCGCCGCUGAAGGAGAAGACCUACAUUGAUCGGGAGAGGCUGCGCACCCUGGAGAUAUCCGCCCCGAUGCCCGUGCCCGCUGCACCCCAAACGGAGUCCUCCAACUCCGAUUCGGAGACCACGCCACGCGAAGAGGAGACCCAGAAUCUAGUGAAGCGCGCCCAGUCCAUGCGAUCGCCCACGAAAAAGACGCCACUCCAAAGCUUUGGCUCUAUGCGUUCGCCACCGGGAUUACCGCGUCCCAAAAGCGGUCAGGUGAACAGCAGUGGCACCUCCAGACCCAAGUCGCCACCACCAAGACCGCCACCGGUAACGAUCAAGAAAACCAAUUCCAUUGGAUCCACGGGCUACCAGAGACCGGUGUCCACGGCCCAGAGAUCCGUGGAGAAUACCUACGACGACUGCGAGUUUGUGGAGGAGGAGGUUCGGGCCUCCAACGAUGAUAUAUACUCCGUGAUUGAUGAGAUUCCGCCGGCGGCCCAGACCCUCAAGCGGAGCGAUCUGGUGGCCAAUCGGGCGAGCAAUGGCAGCGACAUGGGAUUACUCAACGAGAUAGUUAACGAGCUGGAGAAGAUCAAUGGAGAUUCCAUAUAUUCGGGGAAACCAGUAGCCACAGGAGUUGCAGCUCCAGCUGAUCCCCCAAAGAGUCCCCAACGACCGGCGCCACCCAAGCCGGCGAGCAGUGUCCUGGAGGAAAAAGCAGCCGCUGCUACCACAUAUCAUCGCCCGCCGCCAGUCAAUGCACCGGUGGCUCGGGUCAAGCCCACACUGGCGGAGAAAACACAGCCUCCGAGUAUGUCCAGCUUCAAGCCGCCGGCAGGAACCGGUGGAACCAUCCAGCCAGCGCCAACUGUUGUCCAGGACAAGCGGAGCAGCAGCGGCAGCGUUAACGGAGUAGCCUCCCGACCCAAGUCGUUUCUGAAAAGCACAGCGAAAACACUGCCCAAUGGUACGGCGGGAGCGGCGGCCACGACUGCACCCUCGGCCACCAUACAAAAACCGAAGCCGCUCUCGGCCAAGCCAUCGUUCAGCGGCGGAGGAGGAGUCCUGGGCAAGCGGACAACGCCGCCCACAGUAAAGACGGUAACGGCAACGCCGCCAAAGUCCAAUAUAGCAUCGCUGACACAGCGAUUCGAGCAGAGCAAGUAGACUAAGGAAAAGACCGAGGAAGGGGGGGAAGAAGGGAUAAGGAGCUAGACCAAGGGCAUGGGCAGGAAAUGUAGAUUGGAUGAGAAAGGAAGAGAAGAUUCUUUUCCUCAACUGAAAUUAUUACUAUUUUAUUUAUUAUUCCAAAUUUAUAUACUUAUUUGACACCAUUUAUUUUAUAUUUUAUUUUGAAUUAUUUUAAAUUGUACAUGAAAUAGCUUAAAAUCCACAAAUUUAUUAAUUUUUAAAUCCUUAAAAAUUUGGCCUGCGGCCUAAAAAAACAUGUUUUUUAUUCUUUCCUCAAAAUUAAUAUAUUUAUAUUUAUUUUUUAGUUUAACAAAGGACAACAUAUUUGUAUGUAUAUACGCUUAGUAAUACUCUUAAUUUAAGACUUAAAAUAUAAUUAAAAUUAACCAGAAAUCUUUAUUUUUAAAUUUAUUAUUUGUAAACAAAAACAUUCACUAUGUUUAAAUAAGAGGUUCUAAUAUGAAAAGGCUUUAAAAAACCUUCUUGAAAUGAAUUUUAAUUUAAUUUCUUUAAAACAAAAUUAAUUUCUAGCCACAUUGUGAUUUUAGGCCCAUGUCCUUGGCUUUGCUCCGCUCCAUUUCGACUUUUGAGUUAGUUUUUAGUUAAUAUAACGAUCAAAAAAAUUUAAUUUUGGCACUGACUAUGCCUGAGACUACGACUGCGUCGUCCCUGAUAUUCAUUCCUUUACCGAUCGAUGUGUCCCACUAGUUAGACGUUAAGGCUUUGCUUAACCCCUGUGCUAAGUAUGAAUGUAUCUCAAUUUGUUAAUCUUAGAGCGCAUUUUAAUUUAGAGCCUAGCGUUAGCCGAGUAUUUUAUAUGUGUAUCUAUAAUCCUGUAUCUAUUACUCCGACAGUAGUCCAUGUAUUUAUGUAUAUGCAAUAUGCUUUUGUAAAUAAAAACCAAAGAUGUUCAAUUGUCACAGCAAAUGCGCCGCCCCUCUCGAGGCAAUCAAUUAUAAAGUGUUGUACAGCUGGGAUAUUGAUGAUUUAUGAAUAAAAAUAGUACGAGAAUUCGAUGCAUUAGCGAAAUCAAUUUUAAAUGUCUAAAUGUUGCAAAGAAAAACUACGUUGUAUGCCCCUAAAUAUUUAAGAACGAUAUCGAAAUGUGUAUAGAGCCCAAGUUAUGUUAAUGAAAUAUAAGUUUAACUAAAUUCAA
Drosophila kikkawai is the source of this 6050-nucleotide messenger RNA. RefSeq names its product meltrin (gene Meltrin). Gene Ontology annotation, molecular function: metalloendopeptidase activity. Gene Ontology annotation, biological process: membrane protein ectodomain proteolysis. NCBI's taxonomy places the organism in Eukaryota, Metazoa, Arthropoda, Insecta, Diptera, Drosophilidae. The record is from RefSeq and is a predicted model, not a curated record.